Messenger RNA from Metarhizium album ARSEF 1941, 690 nucleotides. RefSeq lists its product as uncharacterized. Bases 1 to 690 code for a protein of 229 amino acids. The transcript has 3 exons. Lineage: Eukaryota; Fungi; Ascomycota; Sordariomycetes; Hypocreales; Clavicipitaceae. The record is from RefSeq and is a predicted model, not a curated record.
AUGUUGGCAGCGAUUCGAUUUGCUCCCCGGAGCCUUGGCACUUGGCGACGAGCCGUAUCGACGCUUCCAAGUAACCCACGCAUCAAAGUCUUUGACGACCCGCUCUCACCGGCGACAUACAUACUCACAUACCUCGACACGAAUCCGCCAUCCCCAAAACUCGCCAUCGGAACAUCUACCGCCAUCCCGCCGACUCCCCAAUCUUUCUCGGAAAAUCACCGAUUCCUAGAUAUACUCAAUGAAGUGGUGGCCGAGUAUGGCCACGAGGACGAAGAUGUAACCAGCCAAGCCAAGGCCUUUGCCAGCCCGGGCGGGUCCAACCUGGGCUCUGGGGGCGUCUUCUUCAGUGCGCAGCGGUCUAGAAAGGCGUCGUCACGCAAGCAGGGUGCCGGCGGCGGCGCCGGCGGCUCCGGAGCUGGAGGCGCGAGUGCUCAGGGCGGUGCCGGUGGUGCCGGCAAAGGCGGCUGGGUGCAUCUGAGUGACCGCAGAAAUCCCCCGGGCUUUGGGAGAAUCGCAUGGCCAGAGGACAUCCUGGCGAGCGUCGAGGUGGAUGCGCGCGGCAAGGUCGUUGGCACGGCGCAGCCGAGCCGAACAUAUCGGGUGGUGACGCGGGAGGGAAUUCUGGGAUUGAGUCCGUUUCUGGAAGGCAAACUGAUUGAACGGCUGAAAAGGGAGGAGGCGACGUCGUAG